Alternaria hordeiaustralica is the source of this 399-nucleotide messenger RNA. RefSeq lists its product as uncharacterized. The record is from RefSeq and is a predicted model, not a curated record. NCBI's taxonomy places the organism in Eukaryota, Fungi, Ascomycota, Dothideomycetes, Pleosporales, Pleosporaceae. Bases 1 to 399 code for a protein of 132 amino acids. The transcript is spliced from 2 exons.
AUGUCGUUGUUUGCCAGGGCUGUGAGCGACGCUUACGAAACCGCAAAGCAACGCGGUAUUCUUCAACAUCAUUUCAUGGCGCCCGUGUGCACAAGGCUCAUUCUGUCUUGCGUCGAAGGUCCCGACCCCGUGGGUCUGGGGAAUACCAUUAUUCGUGAUCAAGAUGGCCUCAAGUUGGGGCAAGUGCUACGCGCUCUUCUGCGAUUUUGUGACCUGACCUUUACACGCGGUCGCGCUAAGGUACUGACUGUCAACGAGUCUUAUGUCAUAAGUGGAAUAUAUGCUGAGACAUGGAAGGAGGACAAGGCCUAUAUCGCUCAGUUGUACGACGAGGCACAGGAGGAGUUGCCCUGCUUGCAGGAAGGUUACCUGGAUGAAGACCAAGCAGCUCGUGUUUGA